Molecule: messenger RNA, 3093 nt
Organism: Papilio xuthus (Asian swallowtail)
Lineage: Eukaryota; Metazoa; Arthropoda; Insecta; Lepidoptera; Papilionidae
Product: metal transporter CNNM4
Exons: 14
Coding region: 36-2873 (945 amino acids)
Biological process (GO): transport; magnesium ion homeostasis
Cellular component (GO): plasma membrane
Molecular function (GO): transmembrane transporter activity
Source: RefSeq, a predicted model, not a curated record
CAUUGCCCAUUUAUUUCAUUCAAGUGGCAGUUGUCAUGGCGGCAGUGCGUUCUUUACGGACUAGUGGUGUUUUUCUAUUAUUAUUUUUAUUGAAAAUAACGAACGCAUCGUCCGGACCAUGGAUAUUUUCGGUGGACGUAAAUGAAAAAUCGUGUUCCGAGUUAAAAUGUGUUUACAAUUUGAAUGUGAACGGGUUAGAUUUCGAUGUGUGGUCAUUAACCGAGGUGCCGGCGGCUCGUGGUGGGGACUGCGAGGGUCGAUUUCUAGAAGAAAAGUCGACUAAAAACGUCGAAUUGAUUGUACCUGUUGCGAAAAAGUUGUUCUUCUGUGCAAAGGGACCUGAUGGAGUGUGGUAUAACCAAGGAGAGAGCUUAUUUUUGGAAGCCAAUGACGUCAUCGGGGCGAACGCACAAUACGAGUCAUCAGAAAUCGAAAGCGAUGACGACAACGAAGUCAACAUUGAUGUUGACAAAAAGCUGACAGCCUCUAAACUGGAAGUAUUCGAUGAUGUAAAAUAUUUAGAUGAUUUGGGAGUUAACAAAGAUGGCGUCGAACAGAGCGAUGUCAUUAUAGAAACAUUUUCAUAUCAAAAUCCAGAUAAAAUAAGAAUUAAACGUCAAAUUAACGAUACAGAUAAUACAACGGAGAGUUUAGAAAAGGUGACAGAUGAUACUUACGCAUCAGAAUAUAGUCUAGGAGCUAAAGUCUCGAUGAACAAUGGUAAUAUAAAACUUAUGGGUUUAAGAGUUGAGGAUGGAGAGAAAACCAAAAUAGUGGAUACUAUACCAAGUGUACUAAGGGAAUAUCUGUUUACUGUUAGAUUAUUUGGUGAAGGUUUCACUGAAAGUACGGAAAUUGCUUUCACACAUAUCCCAGCUGAUUACGGUACACAAUGUGUAUUCCUAUUACCAGGAUAUCAUAAGGUUAAAGAGAUCACAGAAGAUUCAGCACUCUUCGAAAUAAUAGCACCAUCUCUUUCCGAUGACAACAGUUUCUAUAUUUGUGCAAGAAACGCCAAUGGUACAUUUUACCACCAAGGCAGCGAGAGAUGGAAAAUUCUAGCAGUUCACGACAAACUGCUGCCUCUCUGGGCUUCUUUGAUCCUCAUCGUCAUCCUCUUGAUGUUAGCUUCACUCUUCUCCGGUCUUAAUCUUGGUCUGAUGGCGUUAGAUAGAACUGAACUUAAGAUUAUUGCUAAUACGGGAACUGAAAAAGAAAGGAAGUACGCUAGAGCUAUAAUGCCUGUACGAGCUCAUGGAAACUAUCUUCUCUGUACUAUUUUAUUAAGUAAUGUCGCUGUGAACAGUACGUUUACUGUUAUUUUGGAUGAUUUGACGUCUGGCGUGGUGGCUGUUAUAGGUUCGACUUUGGCUAUUGUGUUUAUAGCCGAGAUAACACCACAAGCGAUUUGUGCAAGACAUGGACUGUUCAUUGGGGCGAAGAGCAUUUGGAUUAUGAAGAUUGUGAUGGGCAUAUGCGCUCCCUUAGCGUGGCCCACUAGCAAACUCCUAGACUACUUCCUAGGUGAAGAGAUCGGCACGCACUACAACAGAGAAAGACUAAAGGAGUUAGUCAAGGUAACUAACCAUGUCAACGAUUUGGAUAAAGAAGAAGUGAACAUCAUCUCUGGUGCUCUUGACCUUCGCAAGAAGACGGUCAAAGAUGUGAUGACGAAGCUCAAAGAUUGUUAUAUGCUGCCCAUAACAAGUGUUCUUGACUUCGAGACCAUGUCAGAGAUCGUGAAAUCUGGUUAUUCUCGUAUCCCAGUGUACGAGGGUAACAGGGGCAAUAUAGUUACGGUCCUGUUCAUCAAAGACCUGGCAUUCGUGGACCCUGAUGACAACACGCCGUUGAAGACCCUCUGCCAAUAUUAUCAGAACCCUUGCAACUUCGUCUUUGAAGAUAUCACACUUGAUAUUAUGUUGAAGCAAUUUAAAGAAGGUCACAAAGGUCAUAUGGCAUUCGUGCAACGUAUUGAAGAAGGGGACGGAGACCCAGUGUACGAGACUGUUGGACUGGUAACAUUAGAAGAUGUUAUAGAAGAGAUGAUUCAAGCUGAAAUUGUAGACGAAACUGAUGUUAUAAGUGAUAAUCGCACUAAGAAGAGAUUAGCUCGUCCAUUGAACAAGUUCCAGGAUCUGGCUUCAUUCGCUGGUCAUCAGCCGCAUCGUGUACACGUCUCCCCGCAGCUCGUGCUCGCCACCUUCCAGUUUCUAAGCACAAGUGUGGACGCGUUCCGUGCUGACAUGAUAUCUGAGACAGUACUCCGUCGUCUUCUGAAGCAGGACGUCAUCCAUCACAUCAAGUUACGUGGUGAUGAAGACAGGAAUGAUCCAAAGAGAUACGUCUUCCAGGAAGGCAAACCGGUGGAUUACUUCGUAUUGAUACUGGAAGGUCGUGUGGAGGUGACAGUAGGUCGGGAGAAUCUGGUGUUCGAAGCUGGACCAUUCACAUACUUUGGAGUUCAGGCUCUCACACAGAACAUUGGAGUUGCGGAGACUCCAGCACCGACAACGUUGGGUUCUCUGCAGAACCUGAACAUGGACAUGAUGCUGCGUCAUACCUUCGUGCCUGACUACUCAGUGCGAGCUAUUGCUGAAUUAUACUAUCUUACUAUAAAAAGAUCAAUGUACUUGGCGGCGAAGCGCGCUACUCUCAUGGAAAAAGGAGCUCUCAACAAGGGCAACACUAAUGAACAAAUAGAACCUGAAGUUGAUAAGUUGCUACGUGAUGGCGAUAAAAUGGAAGAAAUACCGGAGAAUGAGAAACUACCGAAACAGUUUCUACCAACAUCAGCAUCUCCGCAUACAAACUCAACGUUCAAAAACCACGACAAAGAUGGCAACCCCGAGGAAGAGAAACUACUGAAGUAGGCAACACUAACAAAUAUUACAUCGGGUAACAUUCACUUUGAACUCUACUGGAAUGACAUUUGUAUGUACGUUAUUUAUGUCAGCUCACUAACGCCCUCAUCUCAAAAAUAUCACAUGAUUUACGUUUUUUUUUUAAUUAUUUUAUGCCUAUUUGUCUGUGUCUAGAGUUAAUUACUAGCAGUGGACUCGAUUUUGUGAAAUUCUGUCUUGGGGUAGCAUU